Styela clava is the source of this 747-nucleotide messenger RNA. The record is from RefSeq and is a predicted model, not a curated record. Lineage: Eukaryota; Metazoa; Chordata; Ascidiacea; Stolidobranchia; Styelidae.
AUGGGUUCUCUUGAUGCUUAUGAUUUGAUGUACUGUGGGAAAAUGAUGAUGGCACUAAACGAACAGAGAGAAAGCAAAGGGCAUAGUGACUUUGCAAUUAUGGUCGGCGACAAGAAAAUACCAGCACACAGAAACGUUCUGUCAGCAGGAUCAGAUUAUUUUCGGGCAAUGUUGUCUCAUGAAAACGUUGAGAGCAGCGCUGGCAUUGUGGCAAUGAAACAAGUUCAAUACUCAAGUGUGAAAACCUGCAUCAAUUAUAUUUACACAGGUAAUUUUCCCAAUCCUGAUCGCGAGGAGCGUGAACAACUGAUGCAUACCGCUCAAAUGCUCCAGUUACAAGGUAUGUGCGACAAAAUUGCUGUAUCUCUUGAGGAAGAACUGAGUACAGAAUCGUUCUAUUCAACAAAGAUGAUUGCGAACACUUUCAACUGCACCGGUUUAGUUGAAAGUUGCAACAAAUAUGCUCUGGAAAAUUUUCAAUCAAUUGCUGCUGAAGACGAUUUCAAACAUUUGGAUAAAGAUUAUAUUUCCUUCUUGGUUGGAUCGAACGAAGUCGAAGCCUCUGAAGCUGUCAAGUGCAAAGCUUUGAUUAUCUGGACCAACUUCGAUGUAGAGACUCGGGCAUCGACGUUCGAAGAAUUAUUUGGUAACCUGGAUUUGAAGGAAAUGUCGGGGAAUUAUCAGAAGUUUCUGCUGGAGAAAGAGGAGAAAAAGGAAAGCCGAUUAUGGCUGGUCAAACCGCGGUGA